Trichophyton benhamiae CBS 112371 is the source of this 1932-nucleotide messenger RNA. RefSeq lists its product as uncharacterized. Lineage: Eukaryota; Fungi; Ascomycota; Eurotiomycetes; Onygenales; Arthrodermataceae. Gene Ontology annotation, molecular function: protein binding. The transcript has a single exon. Bases 1 to 1932 code for a protein of 643 amino acids. The record is from RefSeq and is a predicted model, not a curated record.
AUGUCUAACCGCUGCUUGUUUAGCUAUCAAUUCCCUCAUCGUGUGUACGAUUCGAAGGUUUAUCCAAUCCAGAGUCCCAACGGAUCAACUGUGAUAAUAUAUGGGCAUGACUUUGGCAUAAGAAUACUAUGGCGAGGAGGCAAGAGCUUCAAAAAGCAGAAGACUCAGCAGGAUGGCGCGGAAGCGAAAGCCCCAGUCAAUGGCGUCGACAACAAUGACUCGAUCAUGAUCAUCGACUCAGAUGAUGAGGAACCUGCUCCUACACCCCAGCCAGAAAUCGCGCUUCCAGAGUUCGAGGAUGAUGAAGAAGAAAUUGACCCUUCACGGCCGUUUGAGAACAUCAUUCAAUACCUUGAUGUCAAGCUAGAUACGAAAGUUUUGGGUAUUGCAGUACCCAGCAUUCUGCCCGGGGCAGCACGCUUCCUCAGCUCGAUAUCGCCUAUUCUAUCAAACAUGAUAGUAGCCACCGCCGUCUGUAGUGACUCUUCGGUGCGCAUUGUUGCAGUCCCGCUUAUACCUCCCCCUCCCGGCACUGUAGAUGCGGAAUUCUGGAAACCACAAAUUAUCAGCCUCGGAGAAGGCUCUGUCCAAGGGCUUCCUGCCACAGCCGCCAUAACAUUUACUCGGCAAACCCAAACAGACGAGGAUGGCAAUCGUCGGUCCCAAAGCCGAGGCCGCGCCAUGCAAGAUACUCCACCAUCUGUCGGAAGUUGGGAAAUCCUUGUAGCCAUCCAUACAUCUGAUCUGUCAGGCAAACUUUCCGUAUACCGUAUCCCCUUCGAUGGAGAAAUGGCACAGGGGAAGUUAUAUAGCCUCUCAACUGAGCCGCAGUUCCCUAUUCGGCAACAAUUCCUCAAGUCUCCGGCUAGCAGCAUAUCAUUUUCUCCUUGCCAAUACCCUUCAGAGCGCCAUUCCCAACUACUCUUGUCGUUUACAAAUGGCUCAGUUAAAGUUUACUCCUGUCUUUCUACACCACAAGCAUCCAACCUCGAUAAGAAACGCUCUGGGACAAAUGCAGAAACCGGUGACGCAACCGGGCGGUGGCUCGUUACUCUCUAUACUGACUUCGACCAAGUUCCUGGAGAAGUUCCUCGCCGCAAAGGAAUAGUCGAUGCAAAAUGGGCCCUUGGUGGCAAAGGUGUCUUUGCAUUGCUCUCUAAUGGGGAAUGGGGAGUCUGGGACAUUGACAGCUCUCAAGGCGACAAUGCCCACCAAGGCAGAUCAACGAGUUCACUCAGCUCUUUUGCGAUAGCUGGACGCGUGGGGCCCUCAGAACGUACUGUACGGUCUCAAGGCCAUGCUGACACGUCUGAGUCCAAACCCGUUCAAUUCGCUCCUCUAACUCCGUCUACACGACGUAUCCGAGAAGAGGCAUUGUUCAAGGGCGUACCAAAUUCAGCAACUCAACAUGCAACUAGGGGCAGCAUUUGCAUAAUUCCAUCAAACCAAACCUGGGAUCAACCCGCCGAUGAAUCAGUGCUCCUUUGGCAUGGAACUCGUAAUGCAUACAUCCCAAGCCUUGCUGGACUCCGAAGAAACUACGGUAAGCAGGGGUUAUUCGGCAACAACCAAGCUGGCCCAAAACCCACCUUGAUUGAACACAUCAAUUUGCUCGGCGAGGUUCAAAAGGGAAUACAGUUCCUAUCUCUACCAACGCCUGCAAACCAGUUCAAUCUCACACCGAUACCAACCAUCCUCAUUACCGCAGAGCGCAGACUCAUCAUUCUGGCUGAAAACCUAUUGGACUCGGCAGAAGCGAAGCAGAAGGCCCAGCAACAGGGCAAUGCUCCUGUGGUCAAAGAAGAUGACCAAACCAUGCUGCAGCGAGGAGAGCUGGAUAUCACUGGCAUGGGCCGCGUUUUGGCAGGUAUGGCUGCUAGUAGUGAAGCAUCAUUUGGACGAGGCAUGCAAACCAGCAGCUUGUUUUCUUAG